UUUUCACUCGGCGGCGGCGGUUGUGUCGCGGACGGAAAGCAAAAGAUAUUUUUGAAAAGAUCGAAAAUUGAAGAAAUUAAAUGCAGCAGCUUUGAACUACCCAACAAAUCCAAACUGUUUUUAUAAUAAUCAAGUGAAUCAAACCAAUAUAUUCUUUUAAACUACUAUAAACCCGGUUCGUUCUUUUUAAAACCAAAUCAAUUAACUAAAAAUUUAUAAAGAUACAAAAUAUCUCAACUACAAACCUAUAUUUUAACGCGUGUAAUUGAAAAACCUGCGAGUAUUUAAUCAUCAUCGAAGGCAAGUGUCAAAAAAAAGUGUUCCGAGGUCAAUGUUUUCUCUGUUUCAACGGCGGCAACAACAACUCAUCGCUUCAAUUAAGUACACAAUCUGCAGCAAGUUCAGCGAGCAUAAAGGAUAAAAAGGACUCAACUCAAACUGGGCUAAAACCGGACCCGAAAACCAAACCAAUUCGACGCCGACGCCAAUUUUAACUACUGUUGGUGGCGCCAGCAGCGAAUAGCGAAUAAUUGAAUCAUAAAGGACGCAAGGACGCGGACGUGCCACUGAAUCGGAGCUGCCAGGCAGGCAGUCAGGAAGGCGGAGGGAUCCAGGAUCAACAAAAGCCGAGCAAAUAAUUGCUGUAUAGUGUGCACGGGAACGAGGUCCAAAAACUCUUUCCCAUCUCCUACCUAAAUCGGUGGAGUGUUGGGAUCCAACAUUGCGAAGGAGGCGGCUGCAGGGAAAUGACAGCCGUCCUGCUUUAAUUAAAGCCGCGGAGUGGGCGUGGGCGUGCGGGGGGCGUGGCGCCGCCGAAAGUGUGCUCUGCAAUAAAAGGAGGAAAUUGAAACGCAAUGUGGCUGAUGCCGCGGACCGUGGACAACGCAACAAAGUGGACGAAAUUGCUUUUGGAACAGCACGGCCAGCUAGGCACUAGCACCAGGCAGGCAUUAAUUUUGAUUAAAUUCACCUGAAAACACUCGCAUUUCCGACAGCCAGCCCGCAUACCGAGUGAAAUAUUAGCCUAAAAAACAACAGCCAACUUUUAAGUAUCCUGGAUCCCGCAAAAAGAAGCAAGAGGAGUAGCAGGAGUAACAGGAGCAGGAGCAGCAGCAGGAGCAAGAGGAGGAGUAGAAGGUGGUGUCAUCAUCUUGCGCAAGUCGGUUUUGCGUGCCGCAGGCAUUGCAACAGCCACACAUGAACACGUCUCUCUGACAGCAGGAGGAGACGGAGGAGGGACGGACGGCCAAGUCGGGACCCCAGCACCAACGCAGCAUAAUUUCGUCAACUGCAGCCAGGGUGAGCUGUCGGCGGCAGAGCGCAUAACCCACCAUUCCCCGGGACCCAAUCCCAAACCCAGCCCACAAUCAUCAUCAUCAUCAGCAGCAACAGUAGCAGGCAAGGCACAAUCGCUGUCACAGUCAGCAACUGUUGUCAGAAAGGAAAAGGAUCAGAAACAGGACACAGGACACAGUAGGAGAAGGAGCAGGAGCAGGAGCAGGAGCUGGAGCAGCACCAGGAACCAACUGAAAACCCAUUUCCCAGGACCGCGCCCCAAUGAAUCUGCUGUGCUGCUGUUGUUGCAGUAACAUGGCACCAAACCAGCGCGUCACACGCAAAUGGGAACUGUUUGCCGGACGCAAUAAAUUCUACUGCGAUGGAUUGCUAAUGUCCGCACCGCACACAGGCGUCUUCUACUUGACGUGCAUCCUGAUUACCGGCACCAGUGCGCUCUUCUUUGCCUUCGACUGUCCAUUUCUGGCGGAGCGCAUCAAUCCGGUGAUACCCAUUGUGGGAGCGGUUCUAUAUUUCUUUACGAUGAGCUCCUUGCUGCGUACAACCUUCACGGAUCCGGGGGUCAUACCGCGAGCCUCCAAUGAUGAGGCAGCCUAUAUCGAAAAGCAAAUUGAGGUGCCAAACUCUCUAAACAGCCCCACAUAUCGACCACCGCCAAGGACCAAGGAGGUCCUGGUCAAGGGACAAACGGUCAAGCUGAAAUACUGCUUCACCUGCAAGAUCUUCCGGCCGCCAAGGGCCUCACACUGCAGCCUGUGCGAUAACUGUGUGGACCGCUUCGAUCACCACUGUCCCUGGGUGGGAAACUGCGUGGGCAAGCGGAAUUAUCGGUUCUUUUAUUUGUUUCUAGUCUCAUUGGCAUUUUUAGCUGUAUUUAUAUUCUCGUGCUCUGUGACGCAUUUAGUUUUAUUGAUGAAAACCGAGCAGGAGGUCUUCGAAGUAAUCAAGAAGGCGCCCUUCACUGUGAUUGUUGUGUUCAUUUGCUUCUUUUCGAUAUGGUCCGUGAUCGGCCUGGCCGGCUUCCAUACCUAUCUGACAACAAGCGAUCAGACAACCAAUGAGGAUCUCAAGGGAUCCUUCUCCUCCAAAGGCGGUCCACGCAACCAGAAUCCCUACUCGCGGGGCAACAUCUGCCUGAACUGCUGUCACAUCCUGUGCGGACCCAUGACGCCCUCGCUGAUCGACAGACGCGGCAUUGCCACCGAUGAGUUCAUCCAGCAGAUGCAGCACCAGUCGAGUCCGCGGCACGCACUGAGCGAUGUGCUGAGUGCCUCGCACAUGGUCACCACCUCGCAGCCCAUGAUGGGCGGCGGUGGCGGUGGCAUCGGUGGUGCCGGCGGCGGGAUCAGCAUUGGAGGGGCAGAGCUGAAGCCACGCUUCUACGACGAGUCCAAUCCCUCCUCCUCGACACUGGAGGGCAAUGGAGCAGCAGCAGCAGCAGCAGCCGCCGCCGCAAUCAAUGGCCAUGGGAACGGUCACGGGCUUGGGCAUGGGAACGGAUUCGAUCAUCCGCCGCCCAGCUACGACCUGGUUCAAAACGGUAAUUCCAAUAGUCUAGCUCAGCUGGUGGACAACGAGAUCCCGCUGGCCCAGAUGGACAUGCCGGCGUACACUCAUCAGACGGCCACGCAGUCACGGCAGUACCGCCACCGGCAUCAUAAGCAGCGCCAGAUCUCGAACGGUGGUACGGUGAGCUAUGAGAAUCAGCUGGCCACCGCCAGCAGUGAGGAUGAGCUCGAUGAUCCCGAUGUGGUGGUGGUUGGCAGCCCCGAAGUGGUGGCCGCCGUGGCAGCCAUUGCCUCCAAUAAGGCGCGGGAUCUGCGCAAUCGCAGCGGCAGCUACAGCAACCUCUUCGAUGCGGACUUUGAGUCUGCCCUGGUCAACUCCACGCUGGUGGACAACCAUGUGCGUGGAGGAGAACCAUGUGCCACCGUUUCGGGGAAACCCUCGGCAGGAGCUGCCCUCUUGGCGGCCGCCAUGUCGGGCAAAACGACGGAGAACAUGUAUAGCAAUGUGCCGCCAGUGGUGGUCAACAGUGCUCCGCAGGAUGCCACACUUCAUGUGUACUCGAACAUCAUCGAUGAACGCAAACAGCAGCAGCAGCAGCAGCAGCUGCAACAGCGAGAUCAGGCCAACAAUGUGCUGUCCUCCACACUUCUGUGCGACGAUCUCGACCUGGAUGAUCCAGUGAGUGCCGCCUCCUUUGUGGCCAGCCACUCGCAGCGAAAGUCCGCGGGCGAUGGAGCUGAGCAAGUGAAGUCGGCGGAGCGGCUGAGGAUGCUGCAUGACACCACGAUGAUAGACACAGCGCUGGAUUUGGACAGCCUGGAUGGUUCCAGCAUGGGCAACAGCUCGCAGUCCUGCCUGGUCAAGCCGGGCAAACCGAGUGCCGCGUCCUCGAACAAUCCCAUAGUCUGAGCGGCCCCGAUUACCCAUUGUCCUGUACAUAAGUGUAGAUAUUCGAUUGCCAGGCGAAGAGUAUUAUUAUUUAUUUACCUGUAUUACCUGUACUUUUACCUAUUUACCUAUUACCCAUGUGUGAUGCGUCGAUGGUGGUGGUUCAGGGGCGCGGUAGAGAGAACAGAACCUAUCAGCAGGCAGAUAAAAUAUUACCUUAACGCGUUACGCAUUCAAAAACAGAUAGAUAGAUAUCUAUGCAUAUAUGUAGAUGAUAAUAACUGAAGCAUUUACGGAUAUAUGUAUACAUAUGUAUGAUACAAAACGUGGUGAACAAUGAUGUUAACAAUUCAAUGGCAUUAACGACAAGGACGAAAUAAAGCAGAGGGAUACCAAUACUAUGGAGAGAUAUAAUAUGCAUAUACAAUGUAUGGUUAGUUAUAGUGUAUAAUUUUUGUAUUUAAGUUUUUACAACAGCCGAGUUCAGAGUUUAAAAUAAUAUUUGCAAUGGAGAAACAAAUAAACAAAGGAAGGAAAAAUCGAAGAAACAAAGAAAGCCAACUAGAAAUAUCCUGCAAUAUAUGUACGUGAAGUUGAAAUUGAUGAAUACGAAGAAGAAUAAGGACGAGAAAUGUUAACAGCGUAAGAAAGAGUUAAAAGCAACAAUGUGGUGUAUUAAAUGUUCAUAAAAUUAAAGUUAAGUGUAUUUUCAAGGUGUAAAAUGUUAUAUGACAUCAAUUAAAACGAGUUCGAGAUUUGGACAAGCUCCACUGCAUGAAAGAGCAAAAUGUUAAGCGUAUGUUAUGCGAAACUAACAAAACUACAAUUAUACAAAGAAUAAAGAUUUAUAAAUAGAGAAAACCAGA
Messenger RNA from Drosophila serrata, 4559 nucleotides. RefSeq names its product Palmitoyltransferase app (gene app). The record is from RefSeq and is a predicted model, not a curated record. Lineage: Eukaryota; Metazoa; Arthropoda; Insecta; Diptera; Drosophilidae. Gene Ontology annotation, molecular function: protein-cysteine S-palmitoyltransferase activity. Gene Ontology annotation, cellular component: endoplasmic reticulum; Golgi apparatus. Gene Ontology annotation, biological process: protein targeting to membrane; peptidyl-L-cysteine S-palmitoylation.